Leptinotarsa decemlineata (Colorado potato beetle) is the source of this 509-nucleotide messenger RNA. RefSeq names its product discs overgrown casein kinase 1 (gene dco). Gene Ontology annotation, molecular function: ATP binding; protein kinase activity. Lineage: Eukaryota; Metazoa; Arthropoda; Insecta; Coleoptera; Chrysomelidae. Gene Ontology annotation, biological process: protein phosphorylation. The record is from RefSeq and is a predicted model, not a curated record.
UUUCAUUAUUUCACAGUUGGCAGUAGUGUGUUAAGUUGAACAUUAUGAAUAUGAAAAGGAAGAUCAUCAGCUGCAUCUUGACUUUGAAGUGUCUGUGAAAAGUGCAAAUAAACUUGCUAGAUAACGUGAAAUUUCCUAUGAUAGUUGGCUAAUGUAACAUGGCCGCCUGAAGACGAUUGCAUUUCAUGUCUUUUGUUGUGUAAAAUUGUAUCUUAUAAACAGAAAUGGAGUUGCGAGUCGGUAACAAAUAUAGGCUCGGCCGAAAAAUAGGUUCGGGAUCCUUUGGAGAUAUUUAUUUGGGAACUAAUAUAUCCACCGGAGAAGAAGUAGCCAUCAAAUUAGAAUGUAUAAAAACGAGACAUCCACAGCUGCACAUAGAAUCAAAAUUUUACAAAAUGAUGCAGGGCGGAGUCUUGCGCUAUGGACCUCUAUCCAUUUGCAACUUCCAUUUAUUCUAUACAAAUAACGUUUAAUUUCAUCCAAAUUAUUACUUUUUCAGCAAAUUUCCU